AUGGCUGAGCGUAUCCGAAGAACGAAAAAAUAUGACAAAAUUGUUAGAAUUGGCGAUGCAGCAAGAGAAAAUCUUGAAAGACUGAAGGCAGAACAUAUUAUCAAAUUUUUUCCGGAGCAUAUGCCUGAAGAAAUGUUCUAUCCAAAACAUACGAGCGAAGCCGCGCACUUCUGCGUCGUUUGUGGAAAACACGGAGAAUAUCGCAUGAGUGAACAUCUACUAAGAGCACAUAGUGACGUUCUUCAAAAAGAUUCGAUAGAUUUCAAGAUUGUCGAGCAGCUGGGACGCGGUAUCACUCAGUACAUGGGUGUAGCACGAAUAGAUCUGAGGCUUGUACGUAAGCCAGUAACGUACGGAGAAUUGUGCAUCUACCGCGAUCUUACACGGCAGAUCAAAAAUUUUGGCAUACCCAUUCUAGGGGAAUAUAAAGGUCAGAUCAGCCGAGACAGGUAUGUGACUCGUGCCGAAAUGAACGUGGAGAUCCAAGGAUUGGAAGAACGCUUCAGAGCUCCUACAGAAGAAGAACGUGAGCUAGAAGAAGAGAGUAGCCCGGUAGUUGUUGAGGAAGCCGCACCAGUCCUAGAAGAGCAAAUUGAAGUAGUGGGGCCGUCCACUUCACAAGCAACAGCUUUGGAGGCGUUUACACCUACACCACAAAGGCACCGACUAUACACAUGUUUUGGCGACAAAAGCUUCACAGGUGGAUCUCAAGUGGCAGAAGUGUUCAAGGCUCCGCCUAAUCUCGAUCUUAUGUUUUCUUAUGAAUUGGAUGAACAAGCAGUACCAGAUUAUUACGUAGAAGAAUAUACUGUUCCAGUAAAGCGCAAGCACAGAGCAGGCCGUGAACGUCUUGAGGUUUUGGAACGUGGAAGGAAAAAGUGUCUAAAUUACAUAGCUAAGCUUAAUAUUGAGGAAAAGCGAGCAUCAUCAUUUCAGGGUAUUGUACCCAGCGAAAAGCAGUCAAGGCACGCUAUAGCAGACUUGCAAUACGAUGACGCUUUUCAACGAAGGUUGGACAAAUUGCUAGGAUCAGAUAAAGACUGUGCAUACAUGACAGAUAUAUUUCGACGACGAUUACAACGCCGAACGGAAGGUGAGGAAACGCCAAGAAAACGCCGGAGAGUGUCGUCCCCAGUGAAAGCGGAUACGACUGAAGAUUCGAGCUUAACUUUGGAGGAGAUUGUCAUGGAACAAGGUGACAUAGGAGCACUAGAGCCGCAAGCAUCAGCGUUGGAGUCACAAGCAUCGUCGCCUUUACCACUCAAACAGUUUGAGCAACAUCCGAUAGGCAGCAGUAGUGGUGAAGGAACGUCAGUACAACAUAUUGACAUUGUCGAUGAACACGAAGCAGUCGAAAAAAUUCCAGUGUAUAAGCUGAAAUUUCAUCUCAAAAGACAGAAAUCGGAAGCUUGCACAGCAAAUGCAGAACUCAUAUUGAGUGACUCGAUAACAAUGGCUGUACGUAGAAGAGUGCAUGUCGUCCGUAAAUCAGCUGUUCCCGCUAGCUUACUUGCCGAUCUUGAAAAGCGGUUUGGGCCCAUGGAUCCGAGCCGGCACUUACAGCUUCUCAAUAGUACAUCUUAUACGAGUGGAUUAACAGAAGUCGAGAACGUUUGGCAGCUAAGCAAUUUUAUACAUAGAUGUCAUGCACAGCCUGUACAGGACUUUCCAUGGCUGGAAGUCAGAGAAAUGCCUACGAUCAAAGGACGAGGUGUUUUCGCUAAGGUAGACAUCGCUAAAGGAAUGGCUGUUGCUGAUUAUCGUGGUUACCGUGGAUUGUCGGAAGACGUUUUGAAGCCUUACAAUAAGGAACUUGAUGAAGAGCAACGCCAAAAAGUUGCCAAAUAUUGGAUGGGAGUGGAAGGAAGCGACUGCAAUUACAUCGUACUUGCUCACUGCGACUCGUACAAAGCGACAGUAACGCUUGGGCGGCUCAUAAACCAAUCAAUUGAGCACGCCAACCUAAAUAUGAAGUGCAUGUACCUUGGUAAACGCCGAGUUCGAUGGGCGCAUUGUUUGAUAGCUAGUCGCGAUAUUCAGGCUGGUGAACAGCUAUUGUGGAACUAUGCUGUAAGGGAAAGAGAUCCAAGCAAGCCCAAUUCUCCGAAAAAUUUUCCGUGCAUCUGUCACGUAUGCGAUCCGGCUGCAGUAGAAGAAGAGGAUCUCAGCUUACAUGAAAGGCCUGAUUUCGACAUUGGAGAACUUCUAUUUUUGGUGACACAGAAAGCACGCGCAGUAGGAUUGUUGCUGGAAAGUACUCCUGUUGCCGAUCCAAGAGUAGCAUUUGCAAGGAGCAGGCGUACCGUUUUCACUAAUAGAGAUGUGUUUCCGGACCCUGCCAUGUUCUUGGUAAAGGUCGCAUCUCCCUUGGCACAGUUGCUACAAAUAGCGACGGAAGCUGCUUUUAAGCGCAUGGAAUCGGUUGUUCUUAUUCUGUACCAAAAGCAGAAUGAUCCACAACCGCUAGUUAUCCUGUUAGGCGCACGCCAUCUUGAGGAAAGCGGUCAUCGUUACGGUUGCUGCGUAGCCGUCGUAGGCGACGAAAUUUACGCAGUGGAACGUCAGGCGGAAGCCAGAGCGGAUGAAAUGCCGUUGCACUUGAAGCUACUAUCAGCUGGUCCACUUACUCGUCACUUUCCAUUGCCAACAAUAGAGCCGUGGAAUACGAUACGCCGUAAGCCUGAACUUACACAUCAACAAAUCAUGCAUCUCUUGCAAGAUGGAUAA
Cylicocyclus nassatus is the source of this 2727-nucleotide messenger RNA. The record is from the annotation of a GenBank genome assembly. NCBI's taxonomy places the organism in Eukaryota, Metazoa, Nematoda, Chromadorea, Rhabditida, Strongylidae.